AUGGCUCCAGCAAAAACCCGAAAGAGAAAGUCGGGUCAGGACUUGCCUACCUAUAAAACCAUUGAUUCAGCCAGCCCGGAGGACUCUAAGCGUCAAAGAAAGUUGCCGGUGAGAGCCAAGGAUGGCGAGGCCCCCACAGCCACUUCAACACCCGCGCAAGGGAGCAUGAAGGUGUUCACGGAUGAAGACGACGCGAAGCCGGUCUCAGUGGCACCUUCGAAGGCCGCUGCUCCGGCCCUUGAGGAGGAGGAGGAGGAGGAUAGCGAUGAUGAGGCGCCAGAGGCUGUGUCAACCAGCAAGGUAGCAUCUGAUAUCAAGAAGUCCGCCCAAGCAGCCCAGAAGGCCGCUCGAGAACAAGCCGCGGAGCUGAAGCGUAAACGCCAGCAAAGAGACACCCUCCUCAAGCAACAAGCUGAGGAGCGCAAGAAGGCUGAGGAAGAAGCCCUGGCAGCUGAAGACACAGUCCAGAGCGAGUCGCUCACCAGGAAACGACAGACCGUUAAGGUCCAGGUGCCCAACCUCCUACCCGCCGAAUUCCUCACGGACUCGUCGAGCGAGGAUGAGGCCGAGGACGACAGGUUGGUCUCCGCCGGGCGCCCAAAGAGGAGAAAGAUCACCACAAUUCAGAAGAGUCUUGCGCGCGAGUCCAGGGGGCCCCGAGAUGAAAGGGUUGGCUCCACCGUGUAUCGCGUGGCGAAGAAGGUGGACGAGCGGAUGGCCCCGAAGUUGGGCAAGUAUGCCAAAAGUUCGAGGGAUUUACUGCUCAAGAGGAAUCGCACCGCCGUCAAACCUCAGCGCUCGGGCUUCUUGGUAAAGAAGUGA
Ilyonectria robusta is the source of this 822-nucleotide messenger RNA. RefSeq lists its product as uncharacterized. Gene Ontology annotation, biological process: rRNA processing. Gene Ontology annotation, molecular function: snoRNA binding. Bases 1 to 822 code for a protein of 273 amino acids. NCBI's taxonomy places the organism in Eukaryota, Fungi, Ascomycota, Sordariomycetes, Hypocreales, Nectriaceae. The record is from RefSeq and is a predicted model, not a curated record. The transcript has 2 exons.